GUUGCGACACAAAAUCAAAUCCCCACCGGUUUUCGUGAUUUCUCCUCUCCCAUCUUCGCCGCAGCCGCACACCCCAUCGGUCACUUUAAUCUCUCCGAUCAGUAUCACCACUGCUUCCCAGCGGCGCCCAUACUCAUCACCCUCCGUCCCUUAUUUCCUCUUUCCCUCUCUCUCACCUGCUGCCGUCGCUGGUCGCCGGCACCCACCACACCAACAACGUAAUGCCGUUUGUUUUUGGGAAAAGAAUAUGAUUGAAUUGAAUGGUUUAUGCAUUUGAUCAGUACAGAUGUGUGAUUGAAGUUUAGACUCAAAGAAAUGGUGAACAAAUCGCAAGCAUUUUCUUGGUCGCGUCUCCUUCUCAACCAGGUCGUGCACCAAAACCCCAUCAAAACCCCACUUCACAUUUCCCGGCAAAUCUCCCCUCUCCAACGCUUCCCGUUUGAGGAAACACCGAAGACUCCGGCGACGCGGUGUUACUCAACUGCUUCAGCCAGAGUAGUGCAAGAUCUUCUCGCUGAAGUGGAGAAGGAGAAGCAGAGAGAAAGGGAGCAGAGGAGAAGGGCUGGUCUUGAUACCAAGGAUAUUGACGAUGAAGAUAGGGAGGAUUAUAUGGGUGUUGGGCCAUUGAUAGAGAAGCUCGAGAAGGAAAAGUUAAAGGACACCGGGAACUUGAACGCCUAUGAAGAAGCUACUGAUUCUGAUAGUGAUGAAGACGAUGAAAGAUUUAGUUCUGAAUCCGUCAAAAAGAGGUUUGAUGAAUUUGAGAGGAAAUUCAAAAGACACGAGGAAUUGCUCAAGCACUUCACUGAGACUGACAACAUCGAUGACGCCUUCAAAUGGAUGAGUAAGAUCGACAAGUUUGAGCAAAAACACUUCCGGCUUCGUCCUGAAUAUCGGGUAAUUGGUGAAUUAAUGAACCGCUUGAAAAUGGCGGAUGGCAAGGAGAAGUUCAUUCUUCAGCAAAAGUUAAAUAGGGCUAUGAGAUUAGUGGAGUGGAAGGAAGCUUAUGACCCAAAUAAUCCUGCAAACUAUGGAGUCAUUCAACACGAACAAGUAGGUCCGUCGGUUGAUCUCAUGGAGCAAUCAGGAUUUGAAAAAGAGAAGCAAAUCAUACAAGGGGUUGAUGAUGAUGAUGAGGAAGAGUUUGAUGACAUGAAAGAAAGGGAUGAUAUACUACUGGAGAAGCUUAAUGCUAUAGAUAAGAAACUUGAAGAGAAGCUGGCAGAGCUGGAUCAUACCUUUGGAAAGAAAGGAAAGGUUCUUGAAGAAGAAAUCCGAGAUCUCGCAGAGGAGAGAAAUUCUUUAACUGAGAAGAAACGAAGGCCUCUUUAUCGAAAAGGUUUCGAUGUGAAAUUAAUUGAUGUGAACAGAACCUGUAAAGUUACGAAGGGUGGGCAAGUUGUCAAAUACAGUGCUCUCUUGGCUUGUGGGAACUAUCAUGGCAUUGUUGGUUAUGCAAAAGCCAAAGGACCUGCAGUACCAAUUGCUCUACAAAAGGCAUAUGAGAAAUGUUUCCAAAAUCUUCAUUAUGUGGAACGCCACGAGGAGCACACAAUUGCACAUGCAGUACAGACGGAAUACAAGAAAACAAAGGUAUAUCUUUGGCCAGCAUCAACUAGCACAGGCAUGAAAGCAGGGAAAACUGUUCAAACUGUUCUGAAUCUGGCUGGUUUUAAAAACGUCAAAUCUAAGGUCGUUGGCUCAAGGAACCCCCACAACACUCUGAAGGCCCUCUUCAAAGCUCUGAAUGCAAUCGAGACUCCAAAAGAUAUUCAAGAAAAGUUCGGACGGACUGUUGUCGAGAAGUACUUGCUAUGAUACGAGGUUUUCUUUUUCCUUCCUUUUCCAUACUUUCUCGGGUCGAGUCUGUUCUUUUUGUUGAUUCUAACUCGAAAAGGUAUUGGUAUUGGUUUUGAAUGAGAUGUAGAAAAUGGAAUUUUGGUAUUUAACUUAAGAAAUCAUGGAUCGUAACUUGCGUUAAACUUUUGAUCAUCUUUUUCUUUUCCUUCCAUUUUUGUAGCUUUUUUGGUUCAUCUAUAAAGGAAUUUGUUCUUAGUGGUUGUCUUUCUCCUUUUGGACUUCAACUUUAUGGUAUUCUUGGGUUACGUGAACUUAGAAUUCAAAUAUCACUUAGAUUCCUUCCU
Molecule: messenger RNA, 2144 nt
Organism: Cucurbita moschata (crookneck pumpkin)
Lineage: Eukaryota; Viridiplantae; Streptophyta; Magnoliopsida; Cucurbitales; Cucurbitaceae
Product: DEAD-box ATP-dependent RNA helicase 42
Exons: 8
Coding region: 316-1818 (500 amino acids)
Biological process (GO): translation
Cellular component (GO): ribosome; mitochondrial small ribosomal subunit
Molecular function (GO): RNA binding; structural constituent of ribosome
Source: RefSeq, a predicted model, not a curated record